GGUUGGGAACAACGAUGGGGGGAGUUCGUAAAGAGAAGAACACAAAGUCAUGGCUAUCUCAGAUUUGGCAAGUUUGCAAUGUUUUCAUGUCUUUAUUCUUCGCUCUUGCAACUUAUGUUCAGAUCAAUGAUCCAGACGCAGGGUUGUGGAUGGUGGGUUAUGGAGUUCCUGCAGUCCUGUGUGCUUUUAUUGGCUUGAACCCUCAUGUGACAGAGACUUUGCCCUGGAGGCGUGUGGCUGAUCUCCAUGUGAUGAUCUCCGGCGCUGUGGUUGCCAUGCUGGGAUGGAGACUUAAUAAAGAGCGAAUCACAGAGAUCUUCCACCAGGAGGAGGGCAGAGAAUUUUCUGGUCUCAUGUUGACGGUUGCUUGGCUUCUCCUGUGUCGCCACUCUGGAAGGGCUCCAGUUGGGAUGCUCAGAGUCUCAACAGCUGCUGCCAUCACAGUCUUCCCCUUUGUGGCCUGGCUUUACUACUAUAUUAAUGAGGAGCUGAGAUUGAACUGGCCUUCGCAUUGUAAAACUGCUAUUUAGACGGUGAAUUCUUGCUUCUUUUUGGUUAAAUAAAUAUUCUUUUUGUUAUGUUCUUUGACUGAAAACCUUGGACCAAGAUUGCUGCUUAAGUAAACCUUUUGCACUAUCAUUAAAUAUAGAUUAUAAUAGCUAAAGUGCAUUUAAAUGGUGUCAAUUUAAUGUGUAAUUUUGUGCUGAAAAGGAUCAAAGACUUAACAGUAUUAGUUCUUAUUUAAUUAAACUAUUACAGCUGUGAUUUCUUUGGUCUUUAAGUCCAGAUCUUAAUUGUCUGUCAGAUUAAGUACAAUGUAUAAAUGUGAAAUCAUAAAAUGUAAGAAAACAAAGUGAAUCAUAAAAGUCUCCCGUUAUUUUUGUC
This is a messenger RNA of Chelmon rostratus (copperband butterflyfish), 885 nucleotides long. RefSeq names its product transmembrane protein 220 (gene tmem220). The transcript has 6 exons. The coding region runs from base 15 to 530 and encodes 171 amino acids. The record is from RefSeq and is a predicted model, not a curated record. Lineage: Eukaryota; Metazoa; Chordata; Actinopteri; Chaetodontiformes; Chaetodontidae.